Molecule: messenger RNA, 663 nt
Organism: Phytomonas sp. Hart1
Lineage: Eukaryota; Euglenozoa; Kinetoplastea; Trypanosomatida; Trypanosomatidae
Source: the annotation of a GenBank genome assembly
UUUAUCUACUUUGAAUUUUUAAUACAAUUUCCGGAAGAAGGUUCCGUGAUAAUAGUAUUCUUAUGUUGUAUUGUACGCUUUGUCGCCGUAUGCGUAUGCCUAAGGCACGGCGCCCACGGGAACGCCCAUGGGAAAUAUUUAAUACACGAGACUUUGGCUUUCAGGAAGGUUCGCAAAACUACAGCAUGUGGAUUGUUUCUUCCUUAACAUUCAUCUCUCUUUUUGCUUAUGAGAUUUAUAUGCAGUUUAGACGAAUCAAAGCCAAGGGUGAUACCUGUCCCUCUUGUGAAGCAGCGCGGGCUCAUUAUCGGCAACGUGUGGAGGAUAAAGAACUGGAGUUGGAGUUCAUCAACAAGUAUAGUCACAAGCGGAUAUCGUAAUCCCAUGGAUAAUAUGCUGACAUUUCGUUUCUAGUUUAACUCUAAAAAUAGGACUUCAACGUGAAUCGAUUUCAUUUAAUGUGAACGAAGAAGAGGACGAAGUAGAGUUAAAGUUACAAGACCCUCUCUUAGGCCCUUUUUUCGUAUAUUUCAACUCCUAUGUGCAAAUGAAGUGAGGUUUUCUCUUUAUCCUUUAAGGAUUAUAAUGCUCAGGGGGGCUCUGGGGUGUAGACUCUUUCAGCUGAAUUCCCGUUUCAAGCUUUACAAAUAACCUUUUUGGCCU